This is a messenger RNA of Tigriopus californicus, 1488 nucleotides long. RefSeq lists its product as uncharacterized. Gene Ontology annotation, cellular component: cytoplasm. Bases 387 to 1001 code for a protein of 204 amino acids. The transcript has a single exon. The record is from RefSeq and is a predicted model, not a curated record. NCBI's taxonomy places the organism in Eukaryota, Metazoa, Arthropoda, Copepoda, Harpacticoida, Harpacticidae.
ACUCACUUAGUCUUAGUCAGUCUGUUCAUGCACAGUUCACAGUUCACAGUUCCGACCGAUCCAUCCAUUCACAGAGAGAACGACGGACGACGGACCGACUUGAUUCACUCCCUCGCUUCGUUCGGUGCAUUGAGACUUCAUCGACCACCUGAAGACAGAGGGGAGACCAUCCCCUGCGACGUGGAGAACGUGGAGAACGUGGAGAACACACACGCCCUACCUUCCAUCCGCCGUCAUCUACUACUAAGUAUUCUCUCUCUCUCUUUCUCUUAGCUCUCUGCUCCAGUACUCAAUCGAAUCGUCGUCAUCAAGUUCAGUUCUUCGAUUGAAUAUCCCUCGGUCGAUUCGCCACACCUCAUUGGGGAUUGGUGCGUGUCGAGUCGGUCAUGUCAGCCACGCCCUCGCCCGCCGUCGAGGCCACGCCGGGCCCGACGGCCUCGUCCUACCCGGAUCUGUCGGAUUCCGUGGCCUCGCCCACGGAUUCGGUGAUUGCCGGGGAUUUUGGCGCCAUGAGCGCCGAAGAGCAAGAGCUCCAACGCCAAGAGUGGAAGAGCGAGUUGGCCAAGACCGAGGAGGAGAUCCUCACCUUGAAGCAGGUCUUGGCCUCCAAGGAGGAGGUGGCGGCCGGCCUUAAGCGACGAUUGGGCAUCACGGCCUGGCGCGAACUCUCCGAGGACAUGACCCAAGGCCUCAAGAACAUUCAGGACUCGGCUGCUUACAAGAAGACGGCCGAGGGGAUCAAUGUGGCCAAGGAGAAGACGGCCGGCCUUUGGACUUCGGUCACCAGCUCCACGUCCUUCCAGAACGUGUCCGGACGCAUGGGAUCGGCCUUUGGCGCCGCGGCUGGCGCUGUCAAGUCUAAGAUGCCACAAUCCAUGUCCACCCAAGGCUUGAGUGAGGCCUUGGGCGGGACCAACAAUGGGACGGCCACCCCUAGCGCCUCCGACAGUGUCAGUGGCGGCACGUUGCCCACCACGCCCGAGGGCGAUAAGCAGGCAUAAGGCGGGGGGUGACCGCUGGGUCCCACGGCUCGGCUAGUGUGAUACGUCAGUCCCCGCCCGCCCCUAAUCUCGCCCCUCUUUGGAAUUUGAAAGUGAUGGCCUUCGGGUCCAUGGCCGCCUAGCUAUGAAAUAUGAGUAAUUCUCCAAUUGCGUGAUUGUCCACCGAUUUCUUGUUUCACUUUUGAGGGGGGGAAUCUCACGUUGGACCCCAAUUGAUAGCCUGUCACGACCCCCCCUAACUUUCCGAAUUGUGGCCCAUUUUUCACCGAAUUAGGCCAGACGAUCCUUCAGUUUGGCUCGGGCCGGUCCAAAAACCGAAUCGAACCGAAAAUUAUACCGGAUCCUGGUCGCCCAAUGUGUCUGAGGUCUCUUUCUCUCUCCCUCCUAAAAUACCGACUGGGAAUGUGUUUCAUCCUUCACACCAUAGAUUACUUUUUAAUAUUAUAUGGCUCUGGUCAUCCACUUUAAAUAUAUUGAUAUGCCAAAA